UUUGGAGAGGCUAAAACAAAUUUCUGAAAAAUUCAGAAGGCUAACUGUUGCAUAGUUUAAUGAUUGUUUUGACUGCCGUACAUGAGUAUUCUAAAGUGUGAAUUGAAAGUGACGGUAAUCUGCUGAGCUUGUUGUUCUCUUUGAGACACUGAUCCGGGAUUAAAGAAACCUUGACAGCUUCAAAUAGAGAACACUUGUUUAAUGCAGAAUGAAAUCCUUCAGACUUGUGGGCCUCAUCUAGUCAAUCUAAGCAUCACAAGCUUUCAUAUAUAAGUACACAUGGUGUGUAAUGGAUUUGCAAUAGUGAUCAACUGUGUCUUCACCUCACUGGCUUCAUCCCUAGAAGCCAUUCACUAGCUACUGCACAAGUAGUACAGGAGCAUCUUUUGUCAGAUUUGCUUCAGGCUUGAUCUUUUCUUGUGUGAGAUAUGGAGGAGAGAAAUGAUGUCAACAUGGACAAGUCAGAUGAGAUCCUCCUGCCUGGAUUCAGGUUUCAUCCUACAGAUGAAGAGCUGGUUAGCUUCUAUCUCAAGAGGAAGAUCCAGCAGAAGCCUAUCUCCAUUGAGCUCAUCAGGCAGCUUGACAUCUACAAGUUUGAUCCUUGGGAUCUCCCAAAGCUUGCGAGCACGGGUGAAAAGGAGUGGUACUUCUACUGCCCGAGGGACCGGAAAUAUCGCAACAGCGUGAGGCCGAACCGGGUGACAACAGCUGGGUUCUGGAAAGCCACAGGAACUGACAGGCCAAUCUACUCCACUGAGGGUACCAAGUGCAUAGGCCUCAAGAAGUCCCUUGUCUUCUACAAGGGCAGAGCUGCAAGAGGGAUCAAGACUGACUGGAUGAUGCAUGAGUUCAGGCUUCCUACGCUCACCGAUCCAUCGCUCCCGAAGAAGCCGAUUGACAAGAACAUUCCGCUCAACGACUCCUGGACAAUCUGCAGGAUCUUCAAGAAGACCAGUUCCAUGGCACAAAGGGCACUCUGUCAGACCUGGGGAGCUCAAUUGCCUGGAACAAUUGAUCCAGACAUCUUCUCUACAUUGCAAUCUGUGCAAGCUUCACAGUUUGCCCUGGAGAGUUCCUCCUGCUCAUUGCAAGCUGCAGCAACGGCAGCUCAUCAGAUCACUAGCAAGUAUGCAUUGCAAGGUAAUAAUAAUAAUCAGCAGCAGCAGCAACAGCACAAGCCUAGCAAUCCACUAGAUGGAUCUUCAUGCAAGGUCAUAAACUUCAACUGCAGUCAAUCUGCAGAAGUCCAGAACUCCCAGAUCAUACUGCCAUUUGAGGCACACACAUCGCAGAAGACCGCUACGCCGCUGCUCUUCGACACGCAGUUUGGGCAGCCUGACCAGAUCAGCAGAUUUGUGGUCGAUUCAUCUGUAAAUGCAAAUGGAGGAGGCAUCAGCAACAAGAGCCAAGAUCCAUCAGCAAGAAAGCCUGGCAGUGGCUUCAGCAUGAACAGUGACUGGGAUGGUGUGGCAAGAAUCAACUUCCCGUUCGAUUUAGGAGCAGAUUCUUCAGAAGAUUGGAGGAGCAGCAUACCUUGGGAAUCCUUCCUUAGCCCAACUACUGUCCAUGCUGAGAUGCCAAACUAGCUGCAGAGGAAUGCCAGGGGUGUUGUUACUAAUAUUAUUCAGAGAUAUAGAUGUACAAAUACAGUGAGUCACCUUCAUCUGUUAGCAUUUCUGUUAGCAACAAAAAAAAAAAAGGUAUUGUUUCUUCAGUUUUGAUUAGAUGUACUGUACAUACUGUGAGAUAUAGGAGUACUUGUUAACAGCAAAGCUAACAGAGAGAAGGUUACUUUGGUUGUGUUGUACAUACAUUUUCGAGUUUCUGAGUGCUGUGAGAGUGUGAUGAGUAUUGUAUUGUCAGUAGAAGAAAUAUAUGUGAAUUUAUAUGGCAGAUUGGCAGCUUUAGAAAUA
Messenger RNA from Oryza sativa Japonica Group (Japanese rice), 1913 nucleotides. Its product is annotated as protein FEZ. NCBI's taxonomy places the organism in Eukaryota, Viridiplantae, Streptophyta, Magnoliopsida, Poales, Poaceae. The record is from RefSeq and is a predicted model, not a curated record. Gene Ontology annotation, biological process: regulation of DNA-templated transcription. Gene Ontology annotation, molecular function: DNA binding.